AUGAACUACAUGCAUCAGAGCCUUCCAGCAAAACCCUGUCAAAAUAUGAUCUCCAAGCAGAAUGUUCUGCAGCAAAAGCUGACGUGCUCUCAACUCAUUCACUUUCUGAGAACCAAUGCAAGAGUGGAACAACUGCUGUCUUCUGGUCCUGAUGUAAAAUAUAGAGCAGGCACAGCUGAUGGAUCAUUUACACCAAUGCAGCAACUGAACACAGCACCUAUUGAGGGUCAUAAGAUUAACGCUUCGGCCAGAGGCAGUAAGGAUGUUAAGAAUGACCAGAUCUGUUGUGACGUUUCGGAACCUUUCUUUGAGGUGAAAGACCGCAGCACUGAUUGUGUGGCGUAUCGCUGGAUGAUCACCUCCAGCAGUGAACUGUGGGAUAUUGGGGAUGUUUUAACAGGCAUGAAUCAAUCCCUACCAGAGCCAUUGCCAAACAAAGUAAAGGAGUUUCUUUUUCAAGAUGACUGGAAAGUUCCUAAUGCCUUCAGCCAAAGCAUCUGUCCCUCAAGUGAAGAGUCCACACAGAUUGAUGAUGUUAAAGAUGGAGACGGUGAAACUAUCAGAAUCCCAGAAUUUCAGAUUCGCAAGUUUGAGGAGAUGCCAGUUGUUACUACACAAAUUGUAAAUCCAAACAAGUUCUUCAUCCAACACAAGGACACUCAUCUUUGUGAACUGUCUGAAGUCCUGCUAAGUAGUAAAAGUGGUAGGUCGUUUGUGGAGAUGAAUCGCAUCCCAGAUAUUGGAGCAUAUGUCUCAGUAUGGUUUCCCAAGCAAGAGAUGUGGUGCCGUGCCCAGGUCUCCAAAAUAUGUGGAUUGAGCCAAGAUAGCAAGCAGAGAGAUUUCACAAAAAUUGAGGUGGAGGUCAGCAGGAUUGACUAUGGAGAUGUUGGCUGGGUCUCUCUUGAGAACAUAAAGGAACUGUGUGGAGAAAUGGCCGCCAGGUCUGUGCAAGCGCUGCAGGUUUCACUGGCAAAUAUUAUUCCAUCGAUCUCAAAGCACUACUUAUCAAGAACAACCAACAACAACAAACAACUGCAUGAGGGAUUCAUAUCAAUCUCAAACCCUCACCGCUCAGGAACAACCAACAACAAACAAUUUGCGGUGAGGCCGGUGAAUGGUGAACUCUGGUCUGUUGAAGCCAUCAGCUGGUUUAAAAGUAAAGUGCAGAACAAGACUCUGUAUGCCAGACUUUACCCACAAUCAGCUGAAGUUUCUGUGGAGCUCUUCAUGCAGAAGGGAAAGAUUGGUGCCAUGAGGAGAGGCGACUCACUGUCGGUCAGACUGGUCCAGCAUGGAUUUGCCCGAUAUGAGCUUCAGAAGCGUAAGAUAUUGACAACAAGUCAUGUCCAACCGCAAACAAAACUGCAGUCCUUAGAGUGGGAGAAGUAUCUGAUUUCCUGUUACUGUCACAACAGGAAAUGAUGUCACAGCAUCUUUUUACAGCCUCUGGGGACUGUUGUGAAGAGAAGUUUACACACAGCAGUGUGUCCGAGACAGGAUUUCUAUUGUUCUUUAGUAGAAGAAGCUUCUUAACAUUUCAAGGAACUGAAGUUACACAGAUUCUCUUUUUUUUAUUCAGAAUUUGUAUGUGAUGUUCAAAGUAGUCGCAUGUGCUUUAGUUUGUGUCGUUUAAAAGGUUUGCGUUACGGAAAACAUUCAGUGAUGUGUGUAAAAUGUGCUGAUUUUUGUUGAAAACGUUCUCUGUCAGAAUUGUUGAGAAGAUUGUUUGAGUUUCUCUUGAUGUGUGAUUGAAGUCUGUAUAGAACGGGUCAGUGUGAGAGUGUUUCGGAGCUUACAGUCUUACAUUCCAACUGGUCAUUCAUCAUAACUUCAAACGUUUUCUUUUCUGAUGUGUGUUGAACAUUGUGCAAUAUAAAUGUAACAUUCAUUCAUUGCUGUUUUGCAAAGUCUACUGAUUGAAAUAUGUCUCAAAGGUAACUUUAUCUAGAUGACUGUGCGAUGAGGUUUUGUCAAAAUUGUGAGAAUGACUUGCGAUCAAUUCAAGAAUGAGUUGAAAUGCAAAAGUGUGAAGUUUAUAUAUUUGUGACGGAUUUACAUUAUAGACAUUAAACUACUAGCUAUUAUUACAAAAUGACCAAGUAUUUGAUUUGAUUUCUUUUGCAUUUAUCAAACUGCAGCUGCUUUGAGAGACAUUUAUUGAAAAUGUUUUUUUACUUUUAUGACUGCUCGAGUAGAUUAGGUGUGAGUGUUCGGUUGAACUUCUUUUUGAAAUGUAGUUUCAUUUGGGAAAAUGACAA
This is a messenger RNA of Xyrauchen texanus (razorback sucker), 2258 nucleotides long. RefSeq lists its product as uncharacterized. The transcript is spliced from 7 exons. Bases 1 to 1422 code for a protein of 473 amino acids. Lineage: Eukaryota; Metazoa; Chordata; Actinopteri; Cypriniformes; Catostomidae. The record is from RefSeq and is a predicted model, not a curated record.